GUACAUAGCGGCAUUUUGUAUCUUAGCAACAUCCAACGAAAAGAAAAUCACGAUGUCUUUCCGUGAAAUGCGAUUAUUCACAGAAAUAAUGCGAUCUCUGGGAUACCCAAGAGUUAUAUCGAUGGAAAAUUUCCGAACACCAAACUUUCUUCUGAUUGCAGAAAUUCUAAGGUGGCUGAUUGAACGAUACGACUCUUAUGCUGAUUUACCAGUAUGUCUUGACUCAGAACAAGAUCGUGUAUUGUUUAUUAAAGUUGCGACUCACCUCAUCUCUUCUAAGGCAUGUAUCAGACUGAACAGCAAAAAGCUGUAUCAAGCUGAUGGAUUUGCAGUAAGGGAACUCAUGAAAAUAACCAAAAUUUUAUAUGAAGCACUGAACAACAGUCAUACUGAAUUUAAAGAUGAACAAAAUAUUCUUAACAUAUCGGAAACAUUUGAUGUUGCCAAAAUUAAGCAGCUUCAUGAAGCUAGAAGUCUAUGUAGUCAACUUGCAUCAUCUGGUGCUUCAUUGCAUUCCUUACUUAAUAAAGAAAUAGAUCUCAAGGAACUUCGUGAUUUCUCUCUAAGACGUCAGUUAGAUAGUGAAUACGUUGAAAAAUCAUUAGCAGCAGCCAAAAAUGCUGUCAAAAUUCAAACUGAGAAAAUCCAGUCAUCUCUUACCAAUAUUGCUGCUGAUGAGAUGAAUCUAGAUGCUAAGAUUGAAAAGAAACGCAGUGAAUUAGAACGUAAUCGUAAGCGUCUAGUAACCUUACAGUCCGUACGACCUGCAUAUAUGGAGGAAUAUGAGCAAUUAGAAGAAGAAUUGUCUUCACUCUAUGCAAUAUACUUGACGAGAUUUCGUAAUCUUGCAUUCCUGGAGAAUCAAUACGAAUAUCUCUUACAUAAUAUCAGCCAAAUGAAUGAAGAUGCGGAGAUCACUCUCAAGAGUAUUGCUGACCAAAUGAAAAUAUCUUCGUUUAGAGAUGAUGAAAAUCAGAGGACCGUUUUGAACUCUGGUGGUGAUGGUAGAUAUAAAAUGGACACAUUUAAUCUAAAAAACACAAUUUCUGCAAAUAAUUUUAACAAUGAAUUAGGUGACGAUGAUGACGACGAGGAAGACGAUGAUGAUGACGAGGAAGACGAUUUAAUGAAUGAUCAAGAUGAUGGUGAUGAAGAUGAUGAAGAUAUAGUUGUACAUGGUGAUUCAUUCCGAUAUAAAGGUGAUAUGGGUUAUACGAAACGAGAAGCGGUAAGAAACCAGCUUACACCUGGUUGGUCACCCAGCCGUCAUCGUAUUCCAGGAGCCGGUAACUGUGGAAGGAUUCAGAGUACCUACAACGAUGAAAAUUUCCAAUCAAGUGCGAAUAAUUACCCACCUUCAGACAUAGAUGAAUCUUAUCCAAGAGAAAUGAUCACCGUCCAACAAAGCGGUCUCAGAAAUCUAAUCUUAACAAAAAACUUUAUUCAAAACUACAUGAUGCACCUCUUGAAUCGACCACCACCACAACCUGAAACUCAUGCAGAAAUACCGCCAGAAUUACCAGUGAACACCAGACCUCCGACAAAAGCAAAAGCCUUGAACUCCAUGAAGCUGCUGAAAGCCAAGAAAGCAGCAAGACCAGAUGGAAUUCCACCGGAAGCACUGAAAACAGAUGCAGAUACAACAGAAGGCAAGCUGACACCACUACUGCAGAAGGUUUGGAAGUAAGGAAAGAAAGGUACCCACCCAUCAACUGACUGGAAGAAGGGCUACAUUGUCAAAUUUCCAAAGAAGGGAGACCUAAGUCUUUGAAAUAACUUGGGCAGAAUCAUGCUGCUGUCGACACGAAGCAAAAUGGUGAGCCACAUCAUCCUGGAGAGACUGAAAAAUGCUACGCAUUCAAAAUUGCUAGCGGAACAGGCUGACUGGCAUCAGGAAAAACAAACCACGCUCGGAUCAAAUUGCAACGCUACCCUUGCGCUACGCAUCAUCAUAGAACAGAGCAUAGAAUGGCAGUCAACUGGAUCUUUACCACAACUCCAUCUACUUUGAAAAACCCUUCGAUAGCGUUGACCGAGAAGUAAUUUGACAGGCAGCUGCUUCAACACUACAGUUUUAGUGCAACAAACCCUUAUCAACCUCAUUCAACAGCAGCUAUAUGCUAUAGUAUAUGAUACUACAUGCAAAGUGAUUCACAAUGGAGAGCUCAGUGAUGCCUUUGAAGUGAAGACAGGAGACAGGAGUAAGACAGGUGUGCUGCCUACUAUCACUGAUCAUCUUCCUCAUUGUGGUCGACUCGACUCUACUCGACUCGACUGAACUGGACUGGACUGGAUAAUGCAAGAGACAACUGUGAGGAGCGAGAAGAGGGAUAUGUGCUUGCUGGACCGACGAAAGACCGACCCUAGAAGAAGAUUUGGAUUGUAUCACAGAUGAUGAUUUCUGUCUAAUAUCUUGUGGCAAAACUAACAGGUUGGCAGAAAAGGCAGGGCAGCGAAGACGUGACACGUUCAGAUGAACGUAGAGAAGACAGGGGGAUGAAGAUACCCACCCACCACCACCACCACCACCACCCAACAACAACAACAACAACAAUAACAACAUGUACCAAUCACGAUGGACGGGAGAAAUGUAAAGGAAGUUGUCUCUUUCACCCACCUGCCUAGACAGCAUCCUUUCAGCUACAGGCGACGGUGGCACAGAUGAGGAUGUCAAAGCCAGGAUUUGAAAAGCAAGAGAGGCCUUUAUUAAUCUGAAGUCAGUGUGUAGAUCUACUGCACUGCACUGCACUCAGCAUAAAGCGUGAACAACAUCCGGAUUUUCAGCACUAAUGUCAGUCAAGUCAGUGCUUCUAUGUGAUAUGGCGCAUCACAAAAAGCAUUUCCAACAAACUACAGACAUUCAUCAACAGCUGCCUACGCUGGCUUGAUACUGAAGAUCAGAUGGCUAGAAUAAUAAGAAUAGGUAACAAGGAACUCUGGCUAGCUGUCUGGCAACGAACCAACCAAGAACCCAUCUUCCAACAAAUAUGCAGAAGAGAGUGGAGAUGGAUUGGAUUGAGCAUACACUGAGAAGACCACUUGGCGAUAUCACGCGUCAGAUCAGACCAUCGAGUGGAACCCGUAUGUGAAACGACGAGUUGGGUGUCCGAGGCGAGGUUUACAUGGAGGAGAUUGUGUGAGGAAGAAAUGAAAGCUUGUGGGCAGUCAUGGAGUCAGGUUAAAAGGACUGCAGAGAAUAGAGUAGAAUGGAGAUGUACUACUGAAGCCCUAUGUUCCACUAGGAACCUAAAGGCCAAAUAACAAUUAUAAUAAACCUCCAUAUCAUGGCCCUGUCUUACACCAUUUUAUUCACUCAUAGGAAACCUUUACAUAUGGUUGUAGCAUUAAAUUUUCUGAGUAAUUUUUCAGAAAAUGUUAUUCAGAGAUUAUUGUCGGUCAUUGAUGCUAAUAAUAUUGGCGAUGAUUUAUACAUUUACAGCGUAGCAGUUCAGUUGCAAUUAUUCGAAAUGAAGACAGUCAAGAUUGUAUGGGUAAUAAUGAUUAUGUCUACGAACGUGGUAUUAUGAAAGAACGUUUAUGUGAGCAAACAGCUACAAAUAAGCAGGCUUAUUCAAAAAAUACUGUUCAGCCUGAAGAGAACGAAGAUGAUGACUUUUAGGGGAUGCGAAAACAAUAAUGAUUUGUCUGUUCAUUUCCAAUUUUCGGCAUAAUAAAAUUUGCUGAUAAC
This is a messenger RNA of Heterobilharzia americana, 3688 nucleotides long. NCBI's taxonomy places the organism in Eukaryota, Metazoa, Platyhelminthes, Trematoda, Strigeidida, Schistosomatidae. The record is from the annotation of a GenBank genome assembly.